Molecule: messenger RNA, 3011 nt
Organism: Peromyscus californicus insignis
Lineage: Eukaryota; Metazoa; Chordata; Mammalia; Rodentia; Cricetidae
Product: ATP-binding cassette sub-family G member 3-like
Exons: 15
Coding region: 1-1956 (651 amino acids)
Cellular component (GO): plasma membrane
Molecular function (GO): ATP binding; ATP hydrolysis activity; ABC-type transporter activity
Source: RefSeq, a predicted model, not a curated record
AUGUCUUCCAAUAAUGACCCUGUUACAAUCCCAAUGAUAGAAAGAAAUCCCAGUGACCUUCCUGGAAUGGACACCGGUGACCCAGACACAUUGACUGGAGAGGCUGUGUUGAGUUUUCAUAACAUCAGCUAUCGAGAGACGGUGCAGAGUGGAUUUCCAUUUCGUAAAAAAACAUUUGUGAUAGAAAGACUGUCAAAUAUCAAUGGCAUCAUGAGACCUGGCCUCAAUGCCAUCAUGGGACCUGAAGAUGGGAGCAGAUCUUGGUUAUUAGAUGUCUUAGCUGCAAGGAAAGUUCCACAUGGAUUAUCAGGAGAUAUUUUGAUAAAUGGGAAACCUCGACCUGCUAAUUUCAAAUGUACUUCUGGUUAUGUACCACAGAGUGACAUGGUGAAGCACACGGUGACUGUGAGAGACAAUAUAGAGUUCUCAGCGGCUCUUCGACUCCCAAUGACUGUAACAAGAGAUGAAAGAAGAAGGCGAAUUGAUGAAGUCCUUGAACUUCUGCAUCUGGAUAAAGUGGCAAAUGUCCAGCCUAGAUCUAAGGAGCUCAGGAAAAGGACCAGUAUAGCAAUGGAGCUGGUCACCAAGCAUCCCAUUCUGUUCUUGGAUGAUCCCACCACUGGCUUAGACUUGAGCACUACAAUAGAUGUCAUCUCGGUCCUGAGAAGGAUGUCCAUGAGGGGACGGACAAUCAUCUUCUCCAUUAAUCAGGCUCAGUACUCCAUCUUCAGAUUUUUUGAUAGCCUCACCUUAGUGGCCUCAGGAAAAGUCAUGUUUCACGGCCCUGCACAAGAGGCAUUGAAGUACUUCACAUCCACAGGUUACAAAUAUGAUUCCCACAACAACCCUGCAGACUUCUUCCUGGACAUCAUUAAUGGAGGUUUCUCGGCUAUAUUAGACACAGAGGAAGAUGGCCAUGAUGCCGACAAAUAUACAGAGCUUUCUGAGAGACAGCACCAAGUCACAGAAAAAUUAGCCAAUAUGUAUGUCCAGUCCUCCUUAUACAGAGAAAUGAGAACUGAACUGGAUCCACUCUUGGGGGAACAGAGGGCAGGGAGGAUCUCAGCCUUGGAGGAGAUAACGUGUGUCACCCCUUUCUGGCAUCAGCUUGGGUGGAUUAUCUGUCGUUCAUUCAAACAUUUAAAGGAUUUUCGACAGGUCACUAUGAUUCAGGCAGUGAUCAUAUUCAUACUGGCUGUGCUUAUGGGCAUCGCUUUCCAUUUCCUAAGAAAUGAUUGUACUGAAGUCCAGACCAGAGCCAACCUGCUCUUCUUGCUCACAGUAUUCGAGUGUAUCAUAAGUGUGUCUACUGGGGAGCUCUUCAUAAUUGACAGGACUCGCUUUCUACAUGAGCAUACCAGUGGAUACUACAGAGUGUCACCAUAUUUCCUUGGGAAAUUGCUGGGUGAGCUGGUACCCAGGAGGUUAUUGCCAAGUACUAUAUUUACUGUUAUAGUAUUCAGCAUAGCAGGAGUGAAAACAGAUGUGAAGGGUUUCUUCACUAUGUUAUUUACCAUCAUGAUGUUGGCUUAUUCUGCCACUUCCCUAUCACUGUCUACAGGGGCAGGGGAGAAUACAGUAGCUAUACCAACAGCAUCUGUGGGCAUCUACUUUAUGUUCAUGCUGUUUUUCUCAGGUAUGUCACUAUAUUCAGGAAUCUCACUACCUGAACUUUCGUGGAUUCAGUACCUCAACAUUCCUCAUUAUGGAUUUACAGCUUUGCUGCACAAUGAAUUCCUGGGACAAAACUUCUGUACAGAACAUAACACAGCAGAAGUCAGUAGAUGUCAGAACUAUGUAAUAUGUACUGGUGAAGAAUUCUUGACGAUCCAGGGCAUCGAUCUCUCAUCAUGGGGCUUCUGGAAGAAUCACGUGGCCUUAUCUUGCAUAAUGAUUAUCUUUUUAUCAAUUACCUAUGUGAAGCUAUUAGCUCUUAAGAAAAAGAGACAUUUUUAAGUCACUCUUCCACUUUCUUUGAAUUAAUCUGACAUUUAAAAAAAAAUCAAAACUCUGCUGGUGGUCAUGUCAUAGGAGCAGCAGGUAGGACUUGAAUUCAGAAGUUUGGCCCACCAGAAUGCCAGGUACUGAUGGGUGAAUCUUGGAUAGGCAAAGCCCUGGGGGCUUUGGCUUCUGAAUGUCUCUUGCUAGUGCUGUGCCUUCAUGGGUUUGCUGCUGCCAUUCUUUUCUCUGGAAUGAAUUUUGUGAAUGGGGGUGGGGGAAUGCCUACUGCCUUUAAUGUUUAUGUUUAUCUUAUGGAAAUAUCCCAUCCUACUGGGCAUUUUUCCUAUGGAUUAUUAUGAAAAUGAUUUCCUCUUGACCUGUACUGUUUAACUGAAGUAAUGAUUUUAUACAAUAAUAGUGGUAGUUUAAAUAGAAUUUUGAUGAUGAAGGGUUUUUAACAAAUGUAGUAAGGUAUUACGAUAGAGGAUACUUUAGUGGGAAAAUUAUUAUAGGUAAAGUAGGAUAUAGUGUUGUCCCCACCCCUGAUAAAGCAGGGGCUGCAUAGGAUAGAAAAUAGGACCAAGGGAGUGUCAUCAGCUGGGACUUAGGAGUUUCUCUUGAGGAGCCUAUAGACUGUGGUUUAGGUGAAUGAUUAAAGAAAACAAUUGUGUCCGAGGAAUUGGCUCAUGAUCUUUUGGGUUUUGAGAUAUGUGUUCAUGGAUUUUGGAGUGCAUCAUAGAUAAAACAAAGCUUUAAAUAAUACUUCAUGUAACUAGAAAACAAAGAAUUGUAUGGUAAGUUAUGAUAAUUGGGUAGAACUCUAAAAUAUGAAAAGUGAAACUAGUUAUCUGUUUUCCUGGCAAUUAUAAAAACUACUGUCUGUGUUAGCAAUUAUGACUGAAAGGCUCCUGAUCUCUGAGAAUCCUAAAUGAUAAAUGUUGACCAGUAUAUGGGUACUUGGAGACAAUUUGUUUUUAACCUGUAAUGUGUAAAAUGUUUAAUCAUAUAAGGGAAAUGGGAAACAUGUUAUUUUUUUUUACUUGUAUUCAUUGUAAACAUUCACUUAAAAA